Molecule: messenger RNA, 966 nt
Organism: Salvia hispanica
Lineage: Eukaryota; Viridiplantae; Streptophyta; Magnoliopsida; Lamiales; Lamiaceae
Product: NAD(P)H-quinone oxidoreductase subunit 1, chloroplastic
Biological process (GO): aerobic respiration
Cellular component (GO): membrane
Molecular function (GO): NADH dehydrogenase activity
Source: RefSeq, a predicted model, not a curated record
AUGAUAAUUGAUAUAAUAGAAAUAGAAGCUAUCCAUUCUUUUUCCAGAUUGGAAGCCUUAAAAGAAGUUUAUGGGAUCAUAUGGAUGCUUGUCCCUAUUUUCAUUCUUGUAUUAGGAAUCACACUGGGUGUUUUAGUAAUUGUUUGGUUAGAAAGAGAAAUAUCCGCAGGGAUACAGCAACGUAUUGGACCCGAAUAUGCGGGACCUUUGGGAAUUCUUCAAGCUUUAGCCGAUGGUACAAAACUACUUUUCAAAGAAAAUAUUCUUCCAUCUAGAGGAGAUACUCGUUUAUUCAGUAUUGGUCCAUCCAUAGCAGUCAUAUCCAUUUUACUAAGUUAUUCAAUAAUUCCUUUUAGCUAUCACUUUAUUCUAGCUGAUCUUAGUAUUGGUGUUUUUUUAUGGAUCGCCAUUUCAAGUCUUGCUCCCGUUGGAUUGCUUAUGUCAGGAUAUGGAUCAAAUAAUAAAUAUUCCUUUUUAGGUGGAUUAAGGGCUGCUGCUCAAUCAAUUAGUUAUGAAAUACCAUUAACUCUAUGUGUAUUAUCAAUAUCUCUACGUGUGAUUCGGUGAGACAUAAAAAUUCCCCCAUUUCUUUUCUUUCUAACAAGAAAGUCAAACGGUUUGAAUAUCGAUUUUUUAUUCAUCAUUGGAUUGAUGAAUUAAACCAGAUAGUUAUAUGAGUGAAAUAAAACGGCUUAAAAAUUUGCUGUUAAAAGAAUGAAAUCUCAUUUCCUACGUACAAGAAUUAAGUGAAAGUAAACAUAAGCAGUCAAGGCUGUUUACCCCGAGAUUUGCUGAUUAGUCAUCAUGGCUUGAAGCGGGUUUAAAAGAUCAAUUGUAUGGGUUUUUUCUAUACUAUUACCAUAGCAUAGAUAUAUUAUCUUAAUGAAAGAUUAAAAAAAACGAGUGGAUGGUUAGGAAGACCAAGAUACACAAAGGAUUAGUAAUGGAGAUUCUGAAAAUUAUCCA